Messenger RNA from Cavia porcellus (domestic guinea pig), 2718 nucleotides. RefSeq names its product proline-serine-threonine phosphatase interacting protein 2 (gene Pstpip2). Lineage: Eukaryota; Metazoa; Chordata; Mammalia; Rodentia; Caviidae. Gene Ontology annotation, molecular function: actin filament binding. Gene Ontology annotation, biological process: actin filament polymerization. The record is from RefSeq and is a predicted model, not a curated record. The transcript is spliced from 15 exons. Gene Ontology annotation, cellular component: cytoplasm; plasma membrane; actin filament. The coding region runs from base 128 to 1132 and encodes 334 amino acids.
CCGGGGCGGCUGCCCAGCGAGACCUUGCAGCUCCGAAGUCGCGCCUGGCCGCGGGCCGAGACUGUCCGGCCUCCCUGUGCCGUCCGCUGCACUCCGGCUCCCUCUGCGGCCGCAGACCUGCGCCGGCAUGACGGGCUCGCUGUUCAAGGGCAACUUCUGGAGCACUGAUAUCCUCAGCACUAUUGGCUAUGAUACCAUCAUCCAGCAUUUGAACAAUGGUCGCAAGAACUGCAAAGAGUUGGAGGACUUUUUAAAAGAAAGGGCAUCCAUUGAAGAAAAAUAUGGCAAGGAUCUGCUCAGCUUGUCUAGGAAGAAGCCAUGUGGACAGUCGGAGAUCAACACCCUGAAGAGGGCCCUUGAUGUCUUCAAGCAGCAGGUGGACAGUGUCGCACAAUGUCACAUUCAGCUUGCACAGACUCUAAGAGAAGAGGCCAGGAAAAUGGAAGAAUUCAGGGAAAAGCAGAAGCUACAACGGAAAAAGACAGAAAUUAUAAUGGAAGCUGUCCAUAAACAGAGGAACUUACAAUUCAAGAAAACCAUGGAUGCAAAGAAGAUUUAUGAGCAGAAAUGCCGGGACAAAGAUGAGGCAGAACAAGCUGUCCACCGAAGUGCCAACGCAGUAACCACAAAGCAACAAGAAAAGCUUUUUGUGAAACUGGCAACUUCAAAGACCGCAGUAGAGGACUCAGACAAAGUGUAUUUGCAGCACGUCAAUGCACUGGACAAGAUCCGAGAAGAGUGGCAGAGCGAGCACGUGAAGGCCUGUGAGGUGUUUGAAAUUCAAGAAUGUGAACGAAUAAACUUCUUACGGAAUGCACUGUGGUUACAUUUGAAUCAGCUGUCACAACAGUGCGUUGUGAGUGAUGAGAUGUAUGAACAAGUCCGUAAGAGUUUAGAAGUGUGCAGCAUUGAGAAGGACAUUGAGUACUUUGUGAAUCAACGCAAAACUGGCCAGAUUCCACCAGCACCCAUUCUGUAUGAGAAUUUCUACUGCCCCAACCGGAAUGCAGCUGCACCAGGAAAGGCUACAGGAACUAAUUUGGCAAGAAGAGGACCUCUCCCGGUUCCUAAAAAUUUACCAGAUGACCCUGAUUAUUCUUUGGUUUCUGACUACAGUUUGCUGUAUCAGUAAUACCAGAAAAAAAAGGUUUUCCCAGCUAGUUUCUAUGGCAUGAAACGAGUACCAAGAGCAGCAGAAUCUGUAGCCAAAUUCUGUCAAUCAAGAAGAAUUUGAAGUGAACCCAUGCUGUAAUUUUUUGAUAUUCUAAAUUUAGAGUAGACACUUAGUUCAACUUAAGCUAGUAGAGUUCUGCAGUUAUUUUGAUGAUGUUUACAAAUUAGUCCAGAUCAAAGAAUUAUUUUUUCCCGGUCAGUUACUAAGGUUGUGAAGGAACUGUGUUUCCUACUUGGGAAAUAGGGCCAUCUCUGGAUGGCCUUCUUUGCGGGAAAGGGAAAAGUGGCAGGAAAGUUGUUGAGUCAUCGCCUGUAGAAUAAUUUCCUUUGGCUUUGAACAGCAUGGUGAUGGAAUUUCCACAGUGACACACACACUCUUCAUAGUGCAAGACUGUAAAUUAUCUUCCUCUUUGGCUGGAAGGCCUAGAAGCCAUUCGAUUGCACUUUCUCAUUUUACAGAUGAAGAAAUGAGGCCCAGAAGUGUGAAAUCAAUGUCCUUACGGCUGUGCAAUGGAACUGAAUCUAGAGUGUAAACUCAUUUUAUAUUACCUUUCUUCUAAUUCAUGAGGCUGUGAUGCUCAUGCUAAAUUUUAAAAUGUCUAAUUUUGCCAGCAUUUUUCAAUUGAGAAAAUUACCAGAGUUUAAAUGUUAGGUUUAUUUUUAUAUGAAUCAUUGUGUACUGAACUACAGAGCAGCAUAUUUAAUCUAAGAAGCCAUAUAUUGUAAAAUACACCAUUGUGCUAUGUACCACUAAGAAGGUGGGGUAGAGAAGUUGUCACUUAGCUUGUGACAGGUCAUUCAUGGCCAAGCCUACUUGAAUUUGAGAUGUAAAGUGGUAAAAGGAUGCUAGAAUCAAUGAAAUACAGUAUUUUCAGUAUACCUCAAGAGAACAUCAGAGUUCCAAAGGCAGUCUUCAAUCCUGGAUCUCCACUGAGAAUCUUUUGUUUGCUGGACCCUGGAAUCUUUAAAGAGUCAGUCUUAAACCUUCUGAAAUAUCUGGGUCUUACUUCAUUACCCACAAACAGCAGGGAGUUCAUUGACUUUUGUACAACAUUUGUACACUGAGAAAAUUUCACAUUUUAAUGAAUGAUAAGUUAAAAUAUUGCUAUUACUUAUUUGGUAUGUUGUACUCUAUGUAACUACAAAAAGCAAAUAUUUCUCUUUAAUGCUUGGUGCAGUAGCUUUCCAAGGACUAUGGAUAAAUUAACUAAAAGAUUGAUUCUUUUUUCCUCUUGUAAUAUAAAGUGUUACUAAAUGCAGCAGCUUCUCAUGAUGACAUGAAACUUGCAUCAGUUGGAUAUCCUUUUGAGAAAUUCAAGUUUGUGAAGAGCCAUUGACUUCCCCAAACUAAACAGGCUCAGGAAAUGUCCUUAAUACACUCAGAAUGGUCUUGUUUUAAGUAUAUUAUUUAUUGUUGGCAAUUCCUCAGGGAUUUCCCUUUUCUAUUGGUGAGUGUAAUUUGAUGUGUUUCAUAAAUGAGAAGUAGUAUUUUUAUUGCUUUGUCACUUUGAUAUGAAGUUAAAUAAAGUUUUCUCUUCAAAGCUU